This is a messenger RNA of Eimeria tenella, 852 nucleotides long. RefSeq lists its product as uncharacterized. The record is from RefSeq and is a predicted model, not a curated record. The transcript has 5 exons. The coding region runs from base 1 to 852 and encodes 283 amino acids. Lineage: Eukaryota; Apicomplexa; Conoidasida; Eucoccidiorida; Eimeriidae.
AUGGCCAACUGCCUGCCGCAGCUGCUGCUGCUGCUGAAGGAGCAGCACGAAAAAGUGCUGCAGGCUGAAGCAGCAGAGGCGCAGGUUGCUGCUCAUCACAGCCAGCAGCAAGCUGCUGCUGCUGCUGAUGGUGCCUUGCAGCAGCAGGAGCAGCAGCAGGAGCAGCAGCAGCAGCAGCUCGUCGCCGCUAAAGCUGCCAAAAAGCAGCAGAGGUCUGAGGAGCUGCUGCUGGUUACUGUAUUGCAUGGUUGUUUGCUGCUGCAUGCACCAGACGCACAGCAGCAGCAGCAGCUGCAGCAGCAGCAACAGCACCAUCAGCUGCUGCUGCUGCUGCUUCAACAGCAGCAGCAGAAACAGCAGAUGCAGCUGCCUCCUGGAUACUCAGCAGUAGCUCUUAAAGAGUGGAUCCCUCAGCUGGUCCAAACAUUUUGCUGCUUGUCUGGCAGCAAAAGUGAAGGCGAGAGAACUCUGCUAGCGGAGGCCUUAGUGCAUUUGCAGCUUUGCUUCCCCUGCUGCAGCAGCAGCAGCAACAGCAGCAGCUGCAGCAGCAGCAGCUGCUGCUGCAUCUGCGAAGCUGUCCACGGCUUCUUAAAUGGAGCUACACCCGAGGAGAAGCUCACGGGGCUCGCAGUCGUGAGGGAAGGAGCUGCUCGAAGUGUCAAAUUUAACAAAAGUUUAAAGAGCGGAUUUCUGGCCUGCCUCACUGCUGAAGACCUGCGGGUCCGCCGGUUGGCAGUCACAACUUUGGGGUGUAUGUACACCUCAACCCUCAGCGCACUUUGGGGACUUCCGGCCGAAACAGAAACCCUCGCAGCUCAUUUGCUGCAGGCUUUAGAAUUAGAGAAGAUUUAA